This is a messenger RNA of Helobdella robusta, 582 nucleotides long. RefSeq lists its product as hypothetical. Lineage: Eukaryota; Metazoa; Annelida; Clitellata; Rhynchobdellida; Glossiphoniidae. The transcript has a single exon. The record is from RefSeq and is a predicted model, not a curated record. Bases 1 to 582 code for a protein of 193 amino acids.
AUGUCUACAAAGUGUGUAAAAUGCAUAGUCGUAAAAACAAAAGACGGCGUAAACCAAACCGUUAAAUGUUAUUAUUGUGAAUAUUUAUUUCACGCUAAAUGUGUUAAUAUUGAUGAAGAAAUAGUGUCGAUACUGAACAGUGAAAAUAGCAUUAAAUGGUUUUGUGAAAAAUGUCUGAAAGCCCAAGAUAAUAUAAAGGAAUUGGUAAAGUCGGUUGUAAACAAUUUUCAUGAGAAAAUUGAAGAAAUAAACAUUGCGGUUCAGACUCAGUUAGAAACAAUUAAAACCAUGAUCACUAAAAAUGAUGAUAAUUUGACUGUGUUGGAAAAACAGGAUAUAAAAAUGGUCGAUGAGAUUUGCAACCUCAAAAGUGACUUGAAAGCUUCAUGGGCGAACAUCGUUGAGAAAAACAUUACGAAAAAUGUAGAGAUUAUAAAUAAUCAGGUCAAAAACGUCCAAAAGACCUUGAACGAAGCCAGUGAAAUAAAAGAAAGAGAAAGGAAUCUAGUGAUUUUCAACUUGCCAGAGAAAGAAAAUCAAAACGAUCGUGAACUUGUGAUGAAGAUAUUCAAGCACAUUUAA